Sorghum bicolor (sorghum) is the source of this 2494-nucleotide messenger RNA. RefSeq lists its product as uncharacterized. Gene Ontology annotation, biological process: negative regulation of DNA-templated transcription. NCBI's taxonomy places the organism in Eukaryota, Viridiplantae, Streptophyta, Magnoliopsida, Poales, Poaceae. The coding region runs from base 181 to 2178 and encodes 665 amino acids. The record is from RefSeq and is a predicted model, not a curated record. The transcript is spliced from 4 exons.
ACUCCCCCUCGCGUCCCCUCUGCCCCCCAUCGCGUCCCCUCUCGCUCGCUACCUCGCCGCGCGGCGGAAACGCCACGCCAGGGGUGAGAUCCGCGCCGUCCUCCGCCGUCCUCGUCACCGCCCCGUCGCCUCCGAUCUCCACAGGGCGUGCGGAGGAGGAGGAGGAGGGGGCAGAGGGAGAUGGCGGCGGAGGAGGGGGCGAUGUCGCCGACGAGGAUGCUUGCGGAGGGGCACCUGCGGGUGGCCACCGGCGGGGGCGCGCCGGCGGACGGCGGGAUCGCCGUCAGACACCUCCCGCACCAUCACCCCACUAAGAAAGAUGGUGUUGGUGGGAAAACUGAACAAGACAAUCAUGAAGGUGUAGACUUUUUACCAUCUCAAGAGUUGAAAAAACUAGCUAAUGGGAAUAGCAAGAUUCCUGGUACAUUAGAUGACUAUAGAAAGCUUGUAGUUCCAAUAAUUGAGGAGUAUUUUAGUACAGGAGAUGUAGAAUUGGCAGCUUCUGAGCUAAGGGGUCUUGGAUCUGAUCAGUUUCAGCAUUACUUUGUGAAGAAGCUCAUAUCUAUGGCAAUGGAUCGUCAUGACAAAGAAAAAGAAAUGGCGUCAAUUCUGUUAUCUUCUUUGUAUGCUGAUCUACUGAGCUCCUACACAAUCAGUCAAGGUUUUAUGAUGCUUCUGGAAUCUACAGAAGAUCUGACUGUUGAUAUACCAGAUGCUACUGAUGUCUUGGCUGUUUUUAUUGCACGGGCUAUUGUUGAUGAAAUUUUACCUCCUAUUUUCCUCACUCGGGCUAGAGCACUACUUCCAGAAUUUUCCAAGGGCAUUCAAGUUCUGCAGGUUGUUGAAAAGAGCUAUUUGUCAGCUCCCCACCAUGCAGAGUUGGUCGAACGCAAAUGGGGUGGAAGCACACACUUUACUGUAGAAGAAGCAAAAAGGAGGAUUCAGAAUAUUCUCAGAGAGUAUAUUGAGAGUGGAGACAUAGAUGAAGCCUUUAGGUGUAUAAGAGAGCUUAGCCUUCCGUUUUUCCAUCAUGAGGUUGUGAAGCGUGCUCUCACCUUCGCUAUGGAGAACAUAUCCUCGCAGCCAUUAAUCCUUAAGUUAUUGAAGGAGGCUGCUGCAGGUUGCUUGAUCAGUCCUAAUCAAAUCUCAAAGGGUUUUUCUCGACUAGCUGAGGGUGUUGAUGACCUGAGUCUUGAUAUUCCUUCUGCUAAAGCUCUUUUUGACAAGCUGGUUUCAACAGCUAUGGCUGAAGGAUGGCUUGAUGCUUCUUUUGGUAAAUCUGCUGCCCCUGACGAAGAGAUGCAAAAUACAAGUGCUGUAAAGAUGAAGCAUUUUAAAGAAGAAUCUGCCCACAUAAUUCAUGAGUAUUUUCUCUCAGACGAUGUCCCAGAACUUAUUCGAAGCCUUGAAGAGCUCUCUGCUCCAGAAUUCAAUCCCAUUUUCCUCAAGAAGCUUGUCACACUUGCUAUGGACAGAAAGAGUAGAGAGAAGGAGAUGGCCUCUGUACUCCUUUCUUCACUGAGAUUAGAAUUGUUUUCGACUGAAGAUAUCAUGAAGGGGUUCAUAAUGCUCUUGCAGUCAGCAGAAGACACUGCCCUUGACAUUGUCGAUGCUCCAAGUGAACUUGCCCUCUUCCUAGCUAGGGCAGUGAUUGAUGAAGUAUUAAUUCCGCUGAAUUUGGAUGAAAUCAGCAUUAAGCUUCGCCCGAACAGCAGUGGUAGCCAAACUGUCCAGAUGGCCCGUGCGCUACUGUCAGCUCGCCACUCUGGUGAGCGGAUACUGCGGUGCUGGGGUGGUGGCACUGGAUGGGCUGUGGAAGAUGCCAAGGACAAGAUCACUAAGCUCUUGGAGGAAUACAACACAGGUGGUGACCUGGGAGAAGCCUGCAGAUGCAUCCGUGAUCUUGGGAUGCCCUUCUUCAACCAUGAGGUGGUAAAGAAGGCACUAGUCAUGGCGAUGGAGAAGCAGAAUGACACCAGCAUCUUGGCCCUGCUGCAGGAGUGUUUUGGCGAGGGGCUGAUAACCAUCAACCAGAUGACCAAAGGCUUUGCCCGUGUCAAGGAAGGCCUUGAUGAUCUCGUCCUCGACAUCCCGAAUGCCCAGGAGAAGUUUGGAGAGUAUGUGGAGCUUGCAACAGAGCACGGCUGGCUGCUGCCAACCUUCGAAUCCAUUCCCUGAGCUUCACUACUGGCGAUACCUUCCCUGUGUGUACAUUUGUGCCCAUGAUGUCAUUAGCUCCAUACCAAAGUUUUCCUGUUAUUAGUUUACUUAUGUUACUGUAUACUGGAGGAUUGUAGGAUGGAUGUGGUGUCCCUUGUUGAGAUAGUGUUCUAUUGGUCUGGUCUGGGAGGGUACUUUUGAGAGUUAAAAGAAUAAAACCAUUUCGUUUCAGGUUAUGAGAUGUAUCCCGUAACCUUUGGUAUUUUUGUAACUAGCUCCGCAUGGUUUCUGGUUAUCUGGGCAUCUGCCCUUUCAGCAAUGCUGCUCGUUUUCA